CGGCGCAUACACAAAACUCUACAUACAUACAUACAUAGGGCGUCGUAUACUACCUUUGCUGCAGAGUGUACUGCGGUGGAGUUUAGGUUCUUGGUGGGAGUGAUGGAAGAUGGAGGGAGCGAGGGAGGGAGGAAGAGUCGUAGGGUAGAGAUCAAUCAGUAGAGGCACCACCAGCCCUUCCCUUUGUAGGGGCACCCUCCUACUUUCUCUCUCUUUUUUUCUUCUCUCCUUUGCUUAGCUAGCUUCCUCUCUCCUCCCACCUCUCUCUCUUUCUUACACUCUUUGGGGCCCUUUCCAGUUGUCCACGCUCCCACUCUUUUUCACCAUCCUCCCCAUCCCCUCCCCUCCCUCCCUCCCUCCCCAGCCAUCGCCCGUCCUCCACCUCCGGACCUUCCCUUCCCUUCCCUUCCCUUUCCUCCCUACUUGUACUACGCAGGGCUCCUUUUCCUAUUUCAUCCGCUCGCUCCAAUUCUACUCCCUCUCCCUCCGCCCACGCCACACCACACUCACUCGGUGUGUGUGCUGUGCGAGAGAGAGAGAGAGAGAGAGAGGAAGGAGAUGAGAUGAGAUGAGCUAGGAAGGAGCCUAGCCUAGAAACCACAAUCAAUUGCCUACAAUUCACUAGUACUUCCCCGGCCGUCUCAACUGCUCUAUACACAGUUCUACGGCCAACCACCUGUUGCGCAUACAGAUUUUUGCCUUGCUUCGCUAGCUUGGUACCCGCCGGACAAUUUCAGAGGAGAGCGCGCGUUCAAGGCGGAGGUGCCGUGGCGGCAUCAUCCAUGCAGCAGCACCACCAGCACCAGCAGGGUGGCGGGCCUCAGUACGGGGCGCCGCCGCCGCCGGGCAUGGGGCCGUUCUCCGCGCACCCGGCUCCGGGCCCCGUGCCGCUGAGCAGCCGGCCGCCGCCGACCCAGCAGCACCAGCCGCAGCCGCAGCAGCAGCCGAGCUACGACGAAUUGGGCGGCGCCGGCGGAAGCAGCUUCCCCGAGGACGACAUGCUGGGCGACUCCGGCGGCAACAGCGGCGGCGGCGGCGUGCUGGGGUCGGGCGGCAACCGGUGGCCGCGGGAGGAGACGCUGGCCCUCAUCAGGAUCCGGUCGGAGAUGGACACCACCUUCCGCGACGCCACCCUCAAGGGCCCCCUCUGGGAAGAGGUCUCCAGAAAGCUUGCGGAGCUGGGCUACAAGAGGAGCUCCAAGAAGUGCAAGGAGAAGUUCGAGAACGUGCACAAGUACUACAAGCGCACCAAGGAGGGCCGCGCCGGCAGGCAGGACGGCAAGAGCUACCGCUUCUUCCAGGAGCUCGAGGCGCUGCACGCCGCCACCGCCGCCUCGCAGCAGCAGCAGCAUCAGCAUCAGGAGCAGUUGCAGCUUGCCGGUGUCGCCCCCCCGCCGCAGAUGCACGCCUUCUCGUCGCCCCAGCCGAUGAGCGCAAUGCCGCCGCCGCCGGGGCCGAUCCAACCGGCCCCAAUUUCUUCCGCGGCCCCUGCGCCGGCCGUGGAGCCUCCCCAGCCGCCGCCCGUCAGCCUGCAAGGCUUGAGCUUCCCGUCCAUGUCCGACUCUGAGUCGGAUGACGACGACGCCUCUGAGGAUGACGACAUGACGGCGGAGACCGGCGGCAGCCCGGAUGGUGUCGGCAAGCGCAAGCGCGGCGGCAGCAAGAAGAUGAUGGCUUUCUUCGAGGGCCUGAUGAAGCAGGUCAUACAGAGGCAAGAGGAGAUGCAGCAGCGGUUCCUGGAGACCAUGGAGAAGAGGGAGGCCGAGCGCACGGCAAGGGAGGAGGCCUGGCGCCGGCAGGAGGUGGCCCGGCUCAACCGCGAGCAGGAGCAGCUCGCGCAAGAGCGCGCCGCCGCGGCUUCCCGCGACGCCUCCAUCAUCGCCUUCCUCCAGCGCAUCGGUGGGCAGACCGUGCAUGUCCCACCCGUCGUCAUCCCUAUGCCAACGCCGAUGCAGGCCCAGACCCCGCCGCCGGCAAAGAAACCUCGACAGCAGCUGCCUCCUCCUCCGCCGUCACAGGCCACACAUCACCCGCAGCCCAAGCCCAUCCCAGCUGCGCCGCUCCAACAGCAACCGCCGGCUCUCCAACAGCAACCGCCGCCGCAACCACCGCAGCACAAGGAAACGACGCACGAUGAGGCGGGGACGCCCCGCAGCGCACCGGCCCCGACUUCUGCCGGCUUAUCACUCGCGCUGGUUCCCGUCGCCACGGAGCAGCACGUCGGCGAGGCCGCUGGCCUGGGACUGGGAGGAGGGGAGAGCGGAGGGGGCGCGUCGUCGUCACGGUGGCCCAAGACGGAGGUGCACGCGCUUAUCCAGCUGCGCAUGGACAUGGACAAUCGCUACCAGGAGAACGGACCCAAGGGCCCGCUGUGGGAGGAGAUCUCCGCCGGGAUGCGGCGGCUGGGCUACAGCCGCAACUCCAAACGAUGCAAGGAGAAGUGGGAGAACAUCAACAAGUACUUCAAGAAGGUGAAGGAGAGCAACAAGAGGCGGCCGGAGGACUCCAAGACAUGCCCGUACUUCCACCAGCUCGAGGCCAUCUACCGCAAGAAACACAACGGCGGCGGCGGCAGCGGCGCGGCCGCCAACAACGCCGCCGUAUCUGUCUCAGUCCCUGCCGUCGCGGAGCAUCAGAACCUGAACCGGCACGAGAUCGAGAUCGAGAUCGAGGGGAAGAAGAUCAACGACAACGACAAGAGGAACAACGGAGGAGUCGGAGCCGCGCAGGUGCCGACAAGCAACGGGCAGACAACGCCGACGACGGCCACGUUCGACGUCGAUCUGGGCGUAAAAAAGCCAGAAGACACUGUGAGGGAGCUGAACGAGCAGCCGCAACGGGAGUUGACGACGGACGAGACCGACAGCGACGACAUGGGCGAUGACUACACUGACGACGGCGAGGACGGCGAGGACGACGGCAAAAUGCAGUACAGGAUACAGUUCCAGAGGCCAAACCCGGUCGGCGCCAACAAUGCACCUCCACCGGCAACCACCGCGACGACAGCAGCGCCGACAUCGACUCCGUCGAGCUCCUUCCUCGCCAUGGUUCAAUAAAGGCUCAGCACCAUUGCUCAUCCAUCAGUAUACUUCCAGUUCCAGAGAAGCUAUAACCUCGAAACAUCACCAUCACCGAGUCACCGCUCGAACAUGCAUCACCUCCUCGAGUCGAUCAUCGCCAUCACAUCACACCAUCACCGACGACGGCGACUGUUCUUUUUCACCUUGUAAUUCCUCUCGUGCCAUUCCAUUAUUUAUUGAUUCGUUCUGUGUAAUAAGAGAGCCUCUCUUCUGUCCCCCAAACCGGCCAAGGAGGCAGAGGGGGUGGCCGGUAGAGCAAGCAAGUCCCUGCGUAACAUAGGUGUUCAUCCUCGUGUUAAGGCCAAAGAAUUGUACAUCGAUGUAAGAGUCCCCUGAUGUCUGUUUUUUUUCUCUUCUUCUUUUUUCGGCGGUAUACAGGUUUGUAUACGGGUAUACAAGAGUUACAUACAUUUCAAGCAACUUGGAUCAGAGGUCCAAAGAUUGUUUUA
Hordeum vulgare subsp. vulgare (domesticated barley) is the source of this 3529-nucleotide messenger RNA. Its product is annotated as trihelix transcription factor GTL1-like. The transcript is spliced from 3 exons. NCBI's taxonomy places the organism in Eukaryota, Viridiplantae, Streptophyta, Magnoliopsida, Poales, Poaceae. Bases 783 to 3056 code for a protein of 757 amino acids. The record is from RefSeq and is a predicted model, not a curated record.